Messenger RNA from Aspergillus mulundensis, 2331 nucleotides. Its product is annotated as putative INO80 chromatin remodeling complex (Ies1). The record is from RefSeq and is a predicted model, not a curated record. Gene Ontology annotation, cellular component: Ino80 complex. NCBI's taxonomy places the organism in Eukaryota, Fungi, Ascomycota, Eurotiomycetes, Eurotiales, Aspergillaceae. The transcript is spliced from 5 exons. Bases 1 to 2331 code for a protein of 776 amino acids.
AUGGCCGACGUCGAGAGCGCGGGCGUGGACGAUUCGUUUGCGCAAUCCGAACCCCAUGAUGAACAGCAAAUUCAUAACAUGACGGUCGGCACAAGGCGCCAACCGAACGGGACAAUCGGAUCGGUCUACUCUGGCAACAAAAUUAGGCACUUGAAGAAGGAGGACGGUAUUCCUUUGUGGCGCAAAGAUAUCCAGUAUCAGUUUCUCAAGCUUGUCUUCGAAGACAAGACGCCGGUCUUUACCCGUUGGCCCGAUGGGGAGAAGAACCUGGACUUUGCAGAUAUCUACAUCGACGCUAUGGCAAGAAGCAGCAAGACCAGCAAGAUUCUCAAGGACAAGCUCCAAAGCGAUAAGCAGGCCGCCAUCAGCAUGGCCAUGGUUUGUCUGCUGGUCAACUUUGGACGGAUGAAUACAACCCUCAAUUUCUUUCCCGAAAUGCGUGCUCAGCUGCGAACCUACCACUCAAUCCCUUCGUUACAGGCGCAUCAGGAUCCGAACGCGUACAAGCAGCUACAGGAUGCUCCCCGCCUCAAGUCUAUUCUGAAGGGUGCAUCGGAGGAUGUGGAUCAGCCUAAUACUCUGGAUAAGAUCAAACGCGAAAACAUUCCCCGUACCAACCCGGUGAACCUGAUCUUCGUCCUCGCGCAGUAUGCGCCCAAAGUGUCAGAGAUGCAUUUCUUUCCACCCCGGGAUUUCUUCGACCUUGUCAUGCGGUCGACAUUGAGCAGUCAAACUCGGGCAAAGGCCUUUCUGUGGCUCAUGUGGUGGUAUCUGGAGAGUGACUUCUCUCGCGAGGCUGCACUCAAUAACCCCUUCGGUCCUGGUUUGGAGGGUGAAGGAACCGGAGGCUUGCCGAUCAAAGUUCCGUCUUUCGAUAUCCUCACCGAAGAGCAGGCCAAUGAGGAAAAUGUUGACACUCAAUCCGAAAUCGAAUAUGGGGAGGAGAAGCGCUUGGAACGUAAAAGAAUUCUGGAGGAAGAGGAGCCGACUCCCAGAGCGCCCAAGCGUCCCAAGAAAAUGCCCUAUUGGGAUUACCAAUAUUACAAGCAAAUGGAGCCCGGCACCAAAAUUCUUUAUCGUCAAUUCGGCAACAAAGGAGAUGCGUACAGAGCGGCGGCAGAUUCCGACGACCUGAUUGAGUUCCGCAACCCUGAUGGGUCAAUUCGGUCUACAGUGAAAAUGCCUAGGGACGAAGACUACGCCUACGGCAGUCUCGAUGGCCCAUCACCGCGCAUUGUACUAAGGACAAAAGCGGAACGCACUCCCGACGCCGCGUCCCCGGCACCUCCAGGCUCAGGCCAUCCUGUCCUGAAUCGUUUCGUCACUGAAGCUUCCCCUCAUCACUCAGGUUCAAGCCGACGGCCUCGACCACUUACCCAACACCAAUUAGCUGUCGAGCGAAAUCGACGGCAACGAAUAGAGUACAUCUUGGCGAAGCGGAAGGCUGAUGCGUACCGCUUGCUCCGUGCUGAGAGGAUGAUUGAGACCUCCUUUGCCCGUUACGGACGCUUGUUGCACAAUCUACCUGAUGGCUAUGACACCGAUGAUGACAAAUCCUGGGGAAAGGGAGGCCUUCUGCCAAAUCCGGAGGAAGAAGAGGAUUUUGGCGAGUGUGCGAGUUUUUACUUAUCGGUCAUUCGCAAGGCGGCCAGACGACUGGACCGAUGGGACUAUGAGGAUGCCAACGGGCCGAGGAGAGACCGCAAGAAGGAGCGGGAAGAACGACAGAAGGCAAGAGAGGAAGCAAUGGAAAUUGACGAUGAUCUAGACGGCAAACUGUCGGCCAAGAGCAAAGCCCGGGCCCAGCGCAAUGCCAAACGCAAGCUUGCUCGAGCGGCCGCGGCGGCGUCCACCCCGAACGCCUCAACUUCCAAGCCAGCUGCAUCCCGUUCGAAAGGCAGUCGAAGCCGGAAUCAACGCGAUGGAAAGGGGGCCGCAGCAACUUCUCAUCUGUUGGACACACCGAGUCGGGAUGAUGCCCUCUCCCCGGCACCUGGUGAUUCGGAAGGAGAGGGGGCUCUUGAUGACAUUGAUCGGGAGCUUCUGGGCGAAGGCAGUGGCGAUGAGGAUGACGUGCCGUCCCGCAGGCUUCAAGUCUCGCGCGCCGCCGAACUAGGAUAUGACGACAGUUUCCUGGGUGGGGACGCUGACGAUGUUGACGCCUUGUCAUCUGAUGAAGAUGAUGAGGAGGCGGAAGACGAGGAGCUUGAUGACAUGGAUAUCGAAGGUGAGGCUGACGAUAAUCUGUCCGUACCCGGCGGAGAAGGCCGUUAUGCAGCAAGCGAUGUUUCGGUGGCCGACUACGCAAACGGCAAACCGGGAUGGGGAUGA